UAACUUCCUCUUCCGCCGGUUUGCUUGAAAUCCAUCAAGCUUCAAACGUUUUUCAUUUUUCAUUGCAGCGUUUCUUACUUCUUCUAACACACAGUAUGGCUUCAGCUUUAGAAAUGUUUGUCAACAAACUAGUGGAAAUUGUUACGGCUGAUGGAAGAGUUAUUGUGGGAACACUGAAAGGCUUUGACCAGACCAUCAACCUGAUCCUGGACGAGAGUCAUGAGCGGGUCUAUAGCAGUGGUCAAGGCGUGGAGCAGGUCAUCCUGGGACUGUAUAUCGUCAGAGGAGACAAUGUUGCUGUCAUUGGCGAGGUAGAUGAUGACACGGACAAUGGGCUGGACUUUGAGAACAUUCGUGCGGAACCUCUCAAUGCCAUCGUCCACUGACAAGAAUUAGGCUGUGCAGGAACAUUCAGAAAACCGGUGUACAGGUCUAAUGCUGCCAAUAUUUCUCUGGGGGAAAAAAUUAUAUUUUUAGGACUGGGACUCAAUGGGAGGAACAGAGAGGUGUUCUUUCUGGAAAUCUCCUGUUUGACAUGAGGCAGUCCACGAUGGAGACCAGGUUGGUCUUCAGGUUGUUGUUGAGGUAUCUGUUGACCGGCUGGACAUUUGGCAGUUAUGACAGCGGCUUGCACUCGUGUGACCCACCGUACACUCGCAGUUCACAGUAGAGACACGGUAUGGAGGCAGAACACUCAGCUUUUGUCUCAACGCUACAGUUUUACUUAUGUGCUUAAAUGUCUGAGAAUGCAUGUAUGUGUGAGUGAAGUGGUUUCAUUUUCCUCUUUUAUAGAAUAUUCAUGUGUGUAUGUAUGAAAUAGGUUCAUUUCCCUGUUGUAGGAGAAUGAAUACUAGCAUCAGUUGUAGUUGUAUAUUCAUGUGUGUGUUUGGAAAGAAUCUUCAUUUACCUGUUUUAGAAGAAUAUCAGCAUCAGUUGUAUUAUAUUCAUGUGUGUGUGGGAAGAAUGCUCAUUUUCCCAGUUUCGAAGACUACCUGCAUCAGUAGUAUUCAUUGUAUGCACCCCCUUAACUGUGAGGUCUGCUGCCUAGUUUUAUGGUUGACGAUGAUCUCAAGUCAAGGCAGGGAAGGGGUUGUAAUUCAGCAUUGAGGGAUGCUUGUGGACAUAUCCAAAGCUGUGGUUUUAAAAAGCUAAGUCCCUGUGAGAGUGCAUGCUACCAUUUACAUAGCCAUUCACUUAGGAGUGGAGGCAGGUUCAGCAGGGGUACCCUGGGGUGUAGGUAUUGUGCGUUUUUGUAUUCUUUACGCCUUUAUGACUCUCUCAGUCAGUGCAACAUUGUAUGCAUGUUGUGGUUUGAGUGUUCACUUGAUAGUUUUUACUGUGCAAUUUUUUUUAAAUCUCAAGAGAAUGUAUGCCAGCCUUAUUUUGUUUGUGGACUAGUGUGAAUGUGAGUGAAUGUGAGGGAUACAAGAUAUAAAAGUGGCCUCAUGUGUUUUAAAGCAUUCUUGUAAAUUACACCCCAUUUUCACAUUGAUAACUUCUCCUUGACUUAUGCACAUCUUAAAAGGUAGGGGGGUUGAAGUAUUUUAUUUGUGUUGAAAGCAAAAUCACUUCUCCGACAACCAUUGUGUGCUAGGAACGUGGUUUUUUAAAAAAUGGAAGUUGCAUGUAGUGAUGGGAACUGACAAAGAGGGGAUGAGAACAACUGUGGAACAAUUUUUUACUCACUUGAUGAGUUUACGAGUUCAAAUCCAAACAAUAUCUUUGUAUCUUAGUUUCCAACAGAUAUUUUUCUUUUCAGCCCAGUGUCUUGUAAUGAGACCUGGUUUUUGUUUUCAAAGUGUGUCAUACUGAUUUAGAAUAGCUGGAUUGUUGCUUUCAAAAAGAAAUAAUAAGAGGUGCGGAAUUUUGAAAGUUGAGGGAUCGGGGGAGGGGGGGGAGUUCGUUCUCAACUGCUGGGGUUGUCUGAUUCACCUCUGUGUCUCGUCUGCUGAUGCUGUUGUGACUUUGUCACAGAUUUGGAAGGUUGAUUUCCUCCAUAAGCAACUGUUUUCACUUAACAAGUUUGUACCAAGCAGCACUGUAUCAUCAGAAUUCUUGAUUUCUGCUUUCACUGUAUGCUGAUUAAUUGUAGUGCAAAUAGCCUACAUUACCUAAAUAGUAAUAGCUUUGCAAUGGGGAAAUGUUUGUACUUACUCCUUUCACUCAUUAUUAGUGCGUAUAAAUGGCACUGGAUUUUUGGUAUGUUCUAUGAAGUGAGACAUCAUUUUCCCAAAGGCAAUGUACUGAAAAACAGUUUGAAGCUGGUUUUCAGUGUGUAAGCUUGUAAAUAUAGCCAUAGUUUAAGGUGGAUGAAAGUCUACCCUUACUGUGACUUAUUGUCACAUGUAAGGCGGGGUUUCAUUCAAAGAUUCAAACCCAUGUAUAGGCCGUUGAACCAACUCAUGAGGUUCAAGAAAACAACCUGUGCUUUUGUGGCUGCAGUGUCACUGACUGGGAGGAAUGGGUUUUGGUAGACCUACCUUAGGCACAGUUCUCACUCUCUUUCUGCAGACGCUGUUUGAUCUCAGUUAUUUGCCUAACUUUGACUUUGACUACUAUCCUUUAUUUCCUUUGCAUUAGUUCACUUUGACACUAUUUCAAUAAAUUUUAUUCAUGGCGACAGUUUAGUUGUUUUAGAAACAUUUUGAUAGUAUUUUAGCUGUAGGCCUACUUGUAUAUUGAAACAAAGCUGCUUUGAAAGAUCUCAAGUGCCAGCAGAUGAACUAUGAACAGUGAAACUCAAAAGAAGUUAACAUUAAUAUCAGGCCUAGUUUGUUGGUAUUUUUUUCCCAUGGAGCGCAGCUUGUCCAUUAAUGUUGCAAUCUUCAUAGUAAAAUCAAGUUGGUGCCUCUAUCUGAUACAGCCAUUCAUCUAGAAUUGUUUGGAGAGUUUGAUUAUGUUUUACUUGUUUUUAUGCAAAAGUUUUAUGUGUAAAUUUGUUUCAUUUUAUUACUGGCUGUGUUCAUUAAUAAAAUAAAACUUGGACCUAAUUCACAAACAGA
Messenger RNA from Aplysia californica (California sea hare), 3002 nucleotides. RefSeq names its product U6 snRNA-associated Sm-like protein LSm8. Gene Ontology annotation, molecular function: RNA binding. Gene Ontology annotation, cellular component: precatalytic spliceosome; U4/U6 x U5 tri-snRNP complex; U6 snRNP. Gene Ontology annotation, biological process: mRNA splicing, via spliceosome. The coding region runs from base 96 to 386 and encodes 96 amino acids. The transcript is spliced from 4 exons. The record is from RefSeq and is a predicted model, not a curated record. Lineage: Eukaryota; Metazoa; Mollusca; Gastropoda; Aplysiida; Aplysiidae.